GGGCAGCCCGCACUUCCGCCCGAGGGGUGUUGCGACUCACAGCAGCUUCGCGUCCUGGGUGGUGACGUACCUGUUUUUUCUCGGCUAGGUCUGCAGCAACGGACGGAGGCCCGCUGAGCUGCGGAGUUGCAGAAUCUGGCGUUCGGAGCUGCGGUUCUUGGCGAGAUUUCGCGUUGCCCGUCCUGAGCCAUUUCACCGAUAAUCAGCGGAUCGCUUUGCCAAGUGCCGGGAAGAACAAAGGAAUUCGGAAGGAGACGCUCGGCUCCCGGCCACCUUGCUCUGAGUGGCUUCCUUUUCCGCUCGCGCCUGUCCGGACAAACUGGACUUAUAACCGUCACUGGAUUGUAAGUACCCGAGGCGAAGAGAGCUCACUACGCCCCGCUUUUUGCGUAUCUUUGUUCCGGGAGAGUUUGUGGAUUGGGAGUAUCUGCUGAGCCUUACUUUCUGUGCCGAAAACCGUUCCGUAGGAGCCGCCAUUUGCUUUCCCUGCGUUGUCCUGCAGCGGCAUCUAGAGGUUGGAACUUGGUAUUGCAGCUAAUAGAUUUAAAUGGACCUGAGUAAGGCAAUGUGUCAGUAACGACUGGUAUUGUCACAGCAUAUUUAGAAAGACUUGGGGCUUAAUUCAGAAUAGACGCUUAGUUGCUGUUCUACCUAGAACUCUUCGUAAUUAAAGACUUCAAUUUAUAAAGAACUGGACUUUCUGUUGAAAUAGCUGAAAUUUUUUAGUGCAACAAGUGGUUAUUAGAGAAAAAGUGAGUCACAAAGAAAUAAAGAUGAGUAAGAGCAAAGAUGAUGCUCCUCACGAACUAGAGAGCCAGUUUAUCUUACGCCUACCUCCGGAGUAUGCCUCUACUGUGAGGCGGGCGGUACAGUCUGGUCAUGUCAACCUGAAGGACAGACUGUCAAUUGAGUUACACCCUGAUGGGCGUCAUGGAAUUGUCAGAGUGGACCGGGUCCCACUGGCGUCAAAAUUGGUAGAUCUGCCAUGUGUUACGGAAAGUUUGAAAACCAUUGAUAAAAAAACCUUUUACAAGACAGCUGAUGUCUGUCAGAUGCUUGUCUCUACAGUUGAUGGUGAUCUCUAUCCUCCUGUUGAGGAACCAGUUGCCUCUGCUGAUCCCAAAGCAAGCAAGAAAAAGGAUAAGGACAAAGAGAAAAAGUUUAUAUGGAACCAUGGAAUUACUCUGCCUCUAAAAAAUGUCAGAAAGAGAAGGUUCCGUAAGACAGCAAAGAAGAAGUAUAUUGAGUCUCCAGAUGUGGAAAAAGAAGUAAAGCGGUUGCUGAGCACAGAUGCUGAAGCUGUCAGUACCCGUUGGGAAAUAAUUGCUGAAGAUGAAACAAAAGAAACAGAAAAUCAAGGCCUUGAUAUCGCUUCCCCAGGAAUGUCUGGCCACAGGCAGGGCCAUGACUCAUUAGAACAUGAUGAGCUUCGGGAGAUAUUCAAUGAUCUCAGCAGCAGCAGUGAAGAUGAAGAUGAGACACAGCAUCAAGAUGAAGAAGAUAUAAACAUCAUUGACACUGAGGAAGAUCUGGAAAGGCAGCUACAGGACAAGCUAAAUGAAUCAGAUGAACAACACCAAGAAAACGAGGGAACUAAUCAGCUGGUUAUGGGAAUUCAGAAACAGAUUGAUAACAUGAAAGGCAAGCUCCAGGAGACCCAGGACAGGGCAAAGCGACAGGAGGAUCUCAUCAUGAAAGUGGAAAACCUGGCUCUCAAGAACAGAUUUCAGGCUGUGCUGGAUGAACUGAAACAAAAGGAAGACCGAGAAAAGGAGCAGCUCAGCUCUUUGCAAGAAGAGCUAGAAUCACUCCUAGAGAAGUGAAGAGAGUUUUGAUACUUAAUUUCAUUCCUGACAGUGGUCAGCCUUGAAAGGAAAACUUUGUUUUCAUCACCUGGACUAGAUAGUAAAACUUUGCAGUAGUUCCCAAUUUCCUCCACUGCCUUCUAUUGGAUUUGUCUUGUAGACAAAUAUAAUUGUGAAUUUCUAUCUCAUUUGUCUUUUCGAACCACUUUGGUGGGUGUUUGUCCUGUAGGAAGUAGGAAUGUAUAGACAGAUAAAUGUAGGGAAGUUGUAGGAUUAGCGGAGUGAACAGUUCAGUUUAGUAAUUUAUCACAGCUUCACUGCAGGACUUUGCUGCUGUUUCUCCAUUUACCAGAAGCUGCCAUUGCUACUCUGUGAUGCCAUCUGAGAUAAAUUAGUAGAGUCUAGUCUGGUGGCAGUGAAGUUUGUUUACAUAUGUUUUGCCAUGCUGUAGCUAUUUUCCCAGUUAUUCAAAGCAGUUUUCCACAUUUUGCAUUGCAAAUCAUUUCAUAAAGUUGUUUUAACAAAUAAAAGCAAGUAAUUUUCACCUUAUAA
Messenger RNA from Balaenoptera acutorostrata (minke whale), 2357 nucleotides. RefSeq names its product transcription initiation factor TFIID subunit 7. The coding region runs from base 774 to 1823 and encodes 349 amino acids. Gene Ontology annotation, cellular component: transcription factor TFIID complex. Lineage: Eukaryota; Metazoa; Chordata; Mammalia; Artiodactyla; Balaenopteridae. Gene Ontology annotation, molecular function: RNA polymerase II general transcription initiation factor activity. The transcript has a single exon. Gene Ontology annotation, biological process: regulation of transcription by RNA polymerase II; RNA polymerase II preinitiation complex assembly; transcription initiation at RNA polymerase II promoter. The record is from RefSeq and is a predicted model, not a curated record.